AUGGCUUGGAGAACAGAACCUGAAUUUGAACAACUUUUCAGUGACCAAGUUGACGAAGAAUCACGUACACCCACUCAAAGGCUAUUUCUCAAGCUCUACGAUCUAUACAAAGAACUGCACAAUGACCAGCAACAACUUCGAGAAGGCCAGAACCACAUCACUCGGUUAUGCGUCGCCUUAAGUUCCUUAUCCAACCUGGUAUACUUGGAGGUUAAUGAUGUCAGAAAUAAUGGAGGCCUGGAGCACUUGGAUGCUGCUGACUUUGCCCAUACUGGAUAUGAUGAUACAAUACUGCAACACUUCAGCCCUAUCUUGCGCAAGUCGAGGUGGUGUGGCUCUUUCAAGACAAUUCAUACUGCAACCCCACCCGUCGAGAUGAUCGGGACAUUGUGCUCUGAACUUGCUGACAAAGGUCUGAGACCUAGGAUAAUUCGUCUCCGCUUAGUCCCUCCGCCUAGUAUGCAAGCCUGGAAACCAUCUCUAUUGCAGCAGAGUGGAUUAAAGAGUCUGGUCUCUCAAACCACGAAACUAAAAUUAUAUGUGGACUUCGAGGCACGGAGCUUUGAGCUUAAGGAAAACCCUAGGCACGAGAUGCUUGCACUUUGCUCUAUCACUCAGUCCUUUUUGAGCGCACCUCAUCUUGAGGAUACGCAUGUUGAGUUUAUUGGCUACCCUCGGCUUAAUAGGAGGCCAACUAUCUCUUUGGAAGAUGUCCUGCCUGCCAACGUUUUAUGGCCACGACUUCGUAAAGCAGAUGAGGUCCUUGGCCACCCGACACUCGGAGGUCCUGCGAAACAUGGACUUGCAAGCUUGCUGGUUGCUGGAAGGCAGCUGGGAUGA
This is a messenger RNA of Fusarium musae, 840 nucleotides long. RefSeq lists its product as uncharacterized. The record is from RefSeq and is a predicted model, not a curated record. The coding region runs from base 1 to 840 and encodes 279 amino acids. NCBI's taxonomy places the organism in Eukaryota, Fungi, Ascomycota, Sordariomycetes, Hypocreales, Nectriaceae. The transcript is spliced from 2 exons.